CGACACCGCCAUGCUCGACAGGGGGCCGUUGGUUCCCGGGAUCAUGUUUUAGUUUAGUCGGGUUUAGAUCUCGGGUGGCAAACUGCUGCAGUCAGUUCCAAAUUGAGCCAAAUGAACGCAAACAUGAGAUUGGGUGUGGCGGGUGCCACCUUGGGAGCAGUGCUGGUUUUGAGCAUGCUCGGCUUGGCGUACGGGGAUGACUGUCAUCUCACCAAGGUCAUUCAUACCCUUCACUAUCCUGGAUGUACACCCCGACACAUUGGGUCAUUUGCCUGCACGGGGAAAUGUAACAGUUACGUCCAAGUAUCGGGGUCUAAGCUCUGGCUUCAAGAGCGAUCUUGCAUGUGUUGCCAAGAAAGCGGGGAGCGAGAAGCCAUUAUCUCAGUGGAGUGCAAGGGACCAGUCAAAGGAACCUCCGUCUACAAAAGGGUAGUGACCAAAGCCCCCGCAGAUUGCAUGUGUCGACCUUGCACGGCCUUAGAGGACGAGAUCACGCCCUCGGACUUUGUGGGUUACCCGGAGAAGAGCUCCCUGAUGAAGUCCUUUGUCAAGCUCUAGGCAAUUGCUUGACCUUCAUCAAUGCCGCCCACGAGGAUCUAAAGCGACCUUUACUUAUCCCUGACGAUGUAUUUAGAUAAGCUGUCUACGAUUUCUCUUGAAAUACAUUUCAUUUAUUACCCA
Molecule: messenger RNA, 681 nt
Organism: Tigriopus californicus
Lineage: Eukaryota; Metazoa; Arthropoda; Copepoda; Harpacticoida; Harpacticidae
Gene: Burs
Product: bursicon-like
Exons: 4
Coding region: 112-558 (148 amino acids)
Biological process (GO): animal organ morphogenesis
Molecular function (GO): BMP binding; receptor ligand activity
Source: RefSeq, a predicted model, not a curated record